CUCGACCCGCUUCCCGAGCCGGGUGUGAACAGCGUCUCUUCACACCUACUGCUGUGAACAGGACGCUCGAGCUCGACCCGCCUCCCGAGCCGGGUGUGAACAGCGUCUCUUCACACCUACUGCUGUGAACAGGACGCUCGAGCUCGACCCGCUUCCCGAGCCGGGUGUGAACAGUCCCUCUUCACACCUACUGCUGUGAACAGGACGCUCGAGCUCGACCCGCUUCCCGAGCCGGGUGUGAACAGUCCCUCUUCACACCUACUGCUGUGAACAGGACGCUCGAGCUCGACCCGCCUCCCGAGCCGGGUGUGAACAGCGUCUCUUCACACCCACUGCUGUGAACAGGACGCUCGAGCUCGACCCGCUUCCCGAGCCGGGUGUCGGCCUCAGCAGCGGCUUGGCCGAAGCGCUCGUGCUCAUCUCACUCAACCUCGUCCUCCUCACCCUCGCCCUCGGCCUGACGCGCCGCAACCGCCUCCGGCUGACGCGCGCCUUUGUGCGCAUGGAGCGGUCGGGGGAGACGCGCGCCGCCGCGGUCAUCUCCGCCUUCAUUGGCGGCAUCGACUCGCGCAAGGCGAAGGCGCUGGCAGAGAGCAACUUCCGCGGCCUCCCCUUCUCGGCCCUGUGCGAGGCCGACUUCAAGGCGGCGAGGCGCGAGGCCGAGACGCGAGCCGACGGCGACGCGCUCUCUGCGCACUCGGUCCGGGUCGCGCUCGGCUCCGUGGACGCCUUUGUGCGCCACGCGUGGGACGACGACCACGUCGCCAAGUACAGGGCCCUCUCGCGCUGGGCCGCCAGCUUCAAGCAGAAGCACGGCCGUGAGCCGCUCCUCUGGCUCGACAAGGCGUGCAUCGACCAAUCCGACAUCGACAACUCCCUUCGCGUACUCCCCGUGUACCUGUCUGGCUGCCACGAGCUGCUCAUCAUCGCGGGCCCCUGCUACGUCGACCGCCUCUGGUGCCUGAUCGAGACGUUCACCUUCUUGUGUAUGGGCGGCGACCCGUCCCGCCUCUGCGUCCUCCUCCCUGACUCGCGCGAGGGGGAGGGUGCGCACUCUCGCAGCCCCUCCCCCUCGCACCGCCUCUCGGAGCCGUCUGGCGAAGGCUCGAAGAGCCGCGGGAGGCGGCGCGAGCGGCUGGCCAAGCGGUUCGUCGACCUGGACGUCGGCGCCGCGAACUGCUACGAGGCCGACCGCGACCGGCUGCUCGGCGCCAUCGAGUCCGGCUUCGACUCGCUCGACGAGUUCAACGCCGCUUGCUCCAGCGCGCUGCUCGCGGCGGCGCGCACGCCCUCCUGCGGGACGAGAGAGCGCGGCAGCAGGGCGGGGCCACUCCCGGGCAGGCUGAGCCGACUCGCGUCGCACAUCUCCCUCUCUGGCCUCGAGCGAGAGGCUUCGUCGAGCUGGAGCAGCAGGCGGUGGGGGCGCGGCUCGAGCUCGGGGAGCGAACUCGGGAACACCUCAAGGGAGUGCAGCGGCCCUUGAUUUCUCAUGCGUGGGUUGGCCAUGGCGACGCAUGGAGACUUUUGUUUUCUGAUUUCUCUUCCCCCCCUCUCGGUUCACGGUUGCGGACAGAGUCCCACACCGAGCUCUUAAAAGUCUAAUGUCUAUAUGUCAC
This is a messenger RNA of Emiliania huxleyi CCMP1516, 1616 nucleotides long. RefSeq lists its product as hypothetical. NCBI's taxonomy places the organism in Eukaryota, Haptophyta, Isochrysidales, Noelaerhabdaceae. The transcript has 3 exons. The record is from RefSeq and is a predicted model, not a curated record. The coding region runs from base 503 to 1483 and encodes 326 amino acids.